Lactuca sativa (garden lettuce) is the source of this 3066-nucleotide messenger RNA. It is a transcript of the gene TOC90, whose product is annotated as Avirulence induced gene (AIG1) family protein. Gene Ontology annotation, cellular component: chloroplast outer membrane. Gene Ontology annotation, molecular function: GTP binding. The record is from RefSeq and is a predicted model, not a curated record. NCBI's taxonomy places the organism in Eukaryota, Viridiplantae, Streptophyta, Magnoliopsida, Asterales, Asteraceae. Gene Ontology annotation, biological process: protein targeting to chloroplast.
AGAUUUUGUGGUUGCUGGGUGACUUAUCCUAAAAAAUGGAAACAAAAGGGGGGAAGAAAGAAAAAGACAAGAAAAUCACAAGGGCAUCAUCAUGUCAUCUUCAACUUCUUCUCAACAAUCACGCCUCCCAAUUGCACAAUCGGACGCUGCUCUUACCAAAUUCGUCUUCGCUAUCAACCAAAGAUAGAUCCCCACGCGUCUCUUUCUCUCGCUGUAACCCUAUCCAGCUUUUAGGGCGCAAAUUGUUUCUGAACUUGUUUCAACUCGUAUCGUUGCAUCGUUGCAGCACAAACGCACAAAGCUUCGUCUGUUAGUGUUGUUUCUUCUUGUAAUUUGGGUUUUUAACUUCUACACCCGGUUUCUAGGGUUCUAAUCCUCCCGGAGCUGUUUGGUUCGCUUAAUUUCAGUCGAAGACGGUCGACUAUGGACGAUUGUAAUCGGUACCGGUGAUUUCGUGCUACCUGAGCUCAGUUCAGAAGCUAUAGAGGACAAAUCGAAUUCAUUCAGUUGUUUUCUUGUGUUUUCAGGAAUCAUCAUGAUGAGCAUUAAAGAUUGGGUUUUAUCACAGCUAGUUUCAAACUCAUUGUCCUCAACAAGACCAUUAUCAGGGAGUGACAGUUUCUUUGAAGAACGCCCUGCUAACGAGUUCAACAUUCAUGGUUCCGCUCAAACCGCCACCUCGCCACCACCAGAGGCGGUGACAGAUGUAUCACAACCGCCCAUUCCCAACCAAGAAACCCCACUUCCUACCCCUCUCCGGCCACCCACUUUUGAGAGUUCCCAUCAACCUCAAACUCUUCAAAAAAACAUGAAUCCAUUGGAAAAGAUCGAAAAGCUUCAAAUUAAAUUCUUGCGUGUUCUUCAUCAUCUUGGCCACUCAACAAACGAUCUUAUGGUAGCCAAAGUUUUAUACCGUAUACACUUAGCAACUUUGAUACGUACACAAGAAUCUGAUCUCAAAAAAGUCAAUCUCAACAGUGAUAGAGCUAAAGCUAUAGCAAUACAACAAGAAACAUCCGGUCAACCGGAAUUAGAUUUCUCAUUUUCAAUUCUAGUGUUAGGUAAAACCGGAAUUGGAAAGAGUUCAACCAUCAAUUCCAUACUUAACGAACCAAAAGCCCGGACAAACGCAUUCCGACCUGCCACCGAUCGUGUCCAGGAGGUUUCCGGAAUUGUCAACGGAAUCAAGAUUUCUUUCAUUGAUACCCCUGGUUUGUUGCCUCCAUCACCAAAUACAAUUGGAAGAAACCGAAAGAUUCUUCAAAAAAUCAAGAAACGUUGCCGAAAAUACCCUCCGGAUAUGGUUUUGUAUUUCGAACGGCUUGAUGUACUUAACAUCGGUUACAGCGAUUUCCCGUUACUGAAACUUGUAACCGAAGUUUUCGGGAAUGGAAUUUGGUUCAACACGAUGCUUGUAAUGACGCAUUCGUCCUCACCUCUUCCAGAAGGUUCUAACGGGUACCCUGUAACUUAUGAAUCUUAUCUUACUCAAUGCAUGAAUCUUAUACAGCAUUACAUUCAACAGACAAUUUCCGAUUCGAAACUUGAAACCCCGGUUCUUUUUGUUGAAAAUCAUCCGGGUUGUAAAGACAAGAUUCUUCCAAAUGGGCAAAAUUGGAAAUCCCAAUUCCUUUUAUCCUGUCUGUGCACCAAAAUCUUGAGUGACGUCAACAAGAUUCUUGAUUUCCAUGAGAGAAUGGAAUUGGGGAUUACGGGUUCCCCUCGUAUUCCAUCUUUACCCCAUCUUCUUUCAUCUUUUCUCAAGCAUCAUAUCUCAACCCCAAAUGAAGUAGAUGAAAUCAAGAACCUUUCUCUAUCGGAUUUUGAAGAAGAAGAACAAGAAUAUGACGAAUUACCUCCUAUACGAAUCUUAACAAAAUCCCAAUUCAAAAAAUUAACAAAUUCCCAAAAAAACGACUACCUCGAUGAGCUGGAUUAUCGCGAGACACUCUAUUUAAAAAAACAAUUAAAAGAAGAGCUACAAAGAGAGAAAACAGACGACAGGGACCCACCACCAGAGCCCGUGGUGUUACCGGAUAUGGCGGUCCCGCCUAGUUUCGACCCCGGUAACCCGCUGCAUCGAUACCGGUGUCUCGUGAAUUCCGACCGGUGGCUGACUAGACCGGUUCUCGACCCCCAUGGGUGGGACCAUGACGUGGGAUUUGACGGAAUUAACCUCGAGGGUCAAACUCAAGUGAACGAGAAUUUACACGCCUCGGUUACGGGACAGGUCAGCAAGGACAAACGGGAGUUUAACGUCCAGUCAGCGUGUUGUGCUGCUUAUGUGGACCCCCGCGGGCCCACUUACGGCGCUGAGGUGGAUGCUCAGUCUUCAGGUAAGGAGAUGGUUUACACGGUUCAUGGUAGCGCGAAGGUGGGGGUUUUGGGAAGAAAUGUGACGGAAUGUGGGGUUUCGUUGAUGUCGUUUGGGGGGAAUUGUUAUUCGGGUGUGAAGGUUGAAGAUGGGUUGUGGGUUGGGAAGAGGGUGAAGUUUGUGGUGAAUGGUGGGCGGAUGGGAGGUGGUGGAGGGGCGGCGUAUGGCGGGAGUUUGAAGGGGGUGGUGAGAGGGAGGGAUUAUCCGGUGCGAAAUGACGAGGUUAGCCUUAUGGUGACGGCGUUGUCGAUGGGCAAGGAGGUGGUGGUGGGUGGGAAUUUGGAGGCGGAGUUUAGGGUGGGGCGAGGGACGAAUUUGUCCGUGAAUGCUAGUUUGAACAACCGAAACAUGGGACAGUUGUCGAUUAAAACAAGUAGCUCUGAACAUUUAGAAAUAGCUUUGAUUGCAGGUGUCUCGAUUUUUAGGGUUCUUUUCAGGCGUAUGGGAUUGGUUGGUACAGAUAAAGAUAUGCCCCAGUCAUCUGAUAUCAGCUGGGCUGACUGACUGAUAUCAGACUCCGGUAUAUGGUAUGAUACAAUACAGUUCCAUUUUUGAGUUUUUUGAGGUUUAGUGUUCACUAUAAGAUAAAGGAUUUGAGAUUGUUUGUAUCAAGUGAAAUAAUUGUAAAUGAUUAUUGUAAGAGAGACAAAGAGAGUUUAUCUAGGAAUUUUUAUCUGUUGCUAUUUGGUUCU